Molecule: messenger RNA, 4083 nt
Organism: Aspergillus nidulans FGSC A4
Lineage: Eukaryota; Fungi; Ascomycota; Eurotiomycetes; Eurotiales; Aspergillaceae
Product: protein nup170
Exons: 4
Coding region: 1-4041 (1346 amino acids)
Biological process (GO): nuclear pore complex assembly; nucleocytoplasmic transport
Cellular component (GO): nuclear membrane; nuclear pore inner ring; nuclear pore
Molecular function (GO): structural constituent of nuclear pore
Source: RefSeq, a predicted model, not a curated record
AUGUCCUACCCCAGUCUUCCGCCAGUGACGCCUCAGAGGCCCCUGCCUGGCGCCUUCUUCCAGACACCUGCCCCUGGCAAUGCGCUGAACCCGCCGCAAUCCAAUUCAGCCCAACAGACGGCGCAACCCCCAAGUGAUGCUGGUCAGCCCGUGCUUCCCAGGCUUCCUCCGUCAAUAAAACCGGCACCUCAGAAUCUGAACACUGAAGAGCGUGCAGCGCGGACCAUCAAUGACACGCUUACACAGGAGGCUCGGUACCCCGACCUGGACAGCUAUUUGUCUCAGGGCUUUUCAUCCGACUAUGACAUUCCCGUGUCGUCAACAUGGGCACCGUUCCAGAAAGUCAGGAUGUACAAUAUCCCCGACCAGAUAUUCGACCAAUACAACCUAGCGCAGGUGUCUACCAGCAUGGGACUUCUGGCGGAGCUGAACCACGCGUGGGUUGCCAUCGAUAACGCAUUGUACCUUUGGGAUUACACGCAUACCAAUCCUCAACUAGUGGGUUUCGAGGACCAACCGAAUAGUAUUAAUGCGGUCAAAUUGGCGAAGCCGCGUCCAGGAGUGUUUCUUCCCAGCAUUACCCAUUUGCUUGUCAUAUCAACAACUGCAGAGGUUCUUCUACUGGGCAUGAAGUGUGAGCCAACGCCCGGAGGUAGCUAUCAAGUGACGCUAUACCAAACAGGAAUGUCUACGUCUGUCCGUGGAUUAGACAUUCACAUUAUUGCCUCGUCGGACGCGACCGGCCGUAUUUUCUUCGCCGGUUCCUCUGAUAACGAUGUUUAUGAGCUUACGUAUCAGCAAGAGGAGAAGUGGUUCCAGGGUCGAUGCUCCAAGAUCAACCAUACGAGCUCGCGCAUCUCACAGUUAGCACCAUCUCUAAGCUUCACGCAGAGGCCGUCAGAGCAAGUCGUGCAAAUGGUGAUGGAUGACUCCAGGCGACUGCUCUAUACACUAUCCUCGGCGUCCACAAUUAGAGUAUUCCAUUUGCGGGCUGACGGGUCCGUUGCUCUGGCCAUAACGAAACCAGCCCUCGAUAUCUACGCCAAUAUUGGCCACAUAAUUGCCUCUAACCAGGCGUUGAACUCGAAAGUGAGGAUUGUUUCAAUUAGCCCAAUUCCGGCGGCAGAAGCGUCAAGAUACCACCUGAUGGCCACUACCGCCACAGGUUAUCGUAUUUACCUGAGUGCUACCGGUUCCUACAGCUGGUCACCUGCACCCAACGGCGCCAAUGCCCCGACAAGCAUGCAGGCUCAUUAUGUGAAGACGCCGCCUUUCGACAGCUCGGCCCCCGCAUACCAAGGACAGUCGCGCUUUCAACCCUCGCUAGCAGCCACCAGGGUUCCAAUUCACACUCUCGAUCCCACCUCAUCUUCCGUGCGUUACCCUCCAGGUUACUUUUUCUGUUUCACCUGCCAGGACAGUACACAAAAGUCAGAUACGCUAUUUAUAUCGGCCCCGGACUCCGGACGUGUUGCUCGGUCCCAAGAGAAUGUCAUCCCGGGGAAAGCGGCCGAAACCGGCAUAUGGCUGUCGUUGGGCAGCAGGAUGGAGGACAUUGGACUUAGCUCACCGACCACACCGGCUUCAGCAACCCCCAGUGGGUUCGGUAACGAGCUUGCUGUGCAAUUCGAGAAUCCUUCUGCAGAAAUUGCUAUCCUAACAAAUACUGGUAUUCAUGUGUUUCGCAGGAGGCGCCUUGUUGAUAUAUUCGCUGCCUUGGUGCGUAACGGGGGCAGUGGAGGCGAAGAGGGACUCGAGGGCGAGAUCAAGAACUUUAUUCGCACUUACGGGCGCAGCGAAACACUUGCGACUGCCCUUGCUGUUGCAUGUGGACAGGGUGUGGAGGUCUCUACAGAUUCUCGGUUGUCAAAGAUCAACGAUCCGGAUGUCCUCGAGUUCGCUCGUAAGGUUUUCAUCGAUUAUGGUGGCCGGCCAACGCUGAACGAAAAUGCUGUUGCUGAUAAUUCAACUCCUGCUAUUGAUACUGUCGUUCCGUCACCCAGACAUGCGGGCAUUGCUCUCUACAUCUCAAGACUAUUACGGUCGGUGUGGAAGAAGGAAGUAGCAGUUGUUGGCGGUGGGCCCGGUGGAGCGCAAACAAUCUCACCUUCCUUCCCACGUGCUAAAUUGUUGGCCAUCCAGCACGAUCUGUCCGCUUUACAAGAGUUCUUCAAGACGAACAAGAGCUUUAUUGAAGGACUAAGUGGCCCAGAGGCUCUUGCGCGCGUGUCGACGAAGCAGGAAGAACUUGAGCUCCAGGCAGAGCAUCGGGCACUUCACUCGCUUGUCCAAUUGGUAUCUCACACCAUAGAGGGCAUCUCGUUUGUGACAGUUUUGUUCGAUGAGAAGGUGGAAGAGAUCGUCGCAUUAUUACCAGAGGAGUCGAAACAAAGAUUCCUGAAGCUAACAUACGAGGAGCUUUUCAGCACCACCAAGGGUCACGAUAUCGCAAAAGAGCUCGUGAAGGGUAUUGUGAACAGAAACAUAGCUAAGGGAGCCAAUGUCGAGACGGUAGCGGAUGCUCUGCGUCGGCGAUGUGGUAGCUUCUGCAGUUCUGAAGAUGUGGUCAUCUUCAAAGCGCAGGAGUUGCUUAAACGGGCUACAGAAGCCGGCUUCAACUCGGAACUGGGCCGCAACCUGUUGAAUGAAAGUUUGCACCUGUUUCAGCAAGUAUCGGAAAAUCUGCCCAUGGAUUAUUUGGUGCCUGCGGUAGAAAGUUACAUUUCCAACCAAUUCUUCGCUGGUGCAAUUCAACUUGCUUUGAAUGUCGCUGGCCGAUCAGACAAAGCGAAUUUGGGGUUGGGAUGGAUGAUGGACGGCCAGCCUUCAUCGUGUUACGACCUCAUAUUCAAGGUUGUUCUUGCAGUCGACAACCUUGCGGCCCAGGACCCUGGCGUCGUUGACGGACAAUUAACAACGAUCGCUAAACGCAAGAACGAGGCCUAUGGAAUCAUCGCAGUCUCCGAAGACCAAGUUUUCCUGACAAGCUUAUACGAUUGGUACCUGGAGCAGGGGUGGAGUGACCGACUACUGCGAUCCGAGUCUCCUUACGUCGUCGAGUACCUCAAGCGGAAGUCAACCGAUGACAUUUCGCACGCGGAUCUCCUUUGGCGGUACUACACCCAAUCCGAGCGCUUUUUUGAGGCCGCGCAGGUUCAAUUAGAGCUCGCCCAAAGUUCCUUUGUCCUCCCUCUCAGUCGGAGAAUAGAGUACCUCGGCCAAGCACGGGCUAACGCGUCGACCUUCACGCAAGACGUGGGACGACAGGCCCGACAACGCUUGCUGCAACAAGUUUCCAACCUCAUCGACGUGGCAAACGUCCAAGAUGACCUUUUGCAGAGGCUUAAGGACGACACACGUCUCGACCCUGAUGCAAAAGCCAGGGCUGUGGAAGAAGUGGAUGGCCCCAUCAUGGAGGUUUCUACUAUGUUCAAUCAAUACGCCGACGUCGCGAGCUACUACGACAUUUGCCUGCAAAUCUUCUACAUAGCCGACUACCGUAACCCCGCCGAUGUCCGCGCCACAUGGCAGCACCUCCUUCAAACCCUGCACGACGAGGCCGUUGCCCGGGGCUCCGCCGGUCCACAGCCCUACGAGGCUGUCAUCGACAAGCUCCGCUCCCUAGGCGCGCGCCUGCGCAUGUCCGACGCCGUCUUCCCAAUUCCCAUCUUACUCCCCAUGCUUGAGCGCUACGCUCUUGAACACCAGCGCAAUGUCGGCCCGCCCACAUGGGUCAUCGACACUUUCUUCGACCUCGGUGUCCCGCACGAAACGAUUUACAGCGUCCUCGAAUCAAUGUACUAUAUCGAUGAGGCGCCGUUCCACGGUAGUAAUCGAAAGAUCAUCGCCAGGGAUUUGCUUUAUACCAUCGAGCAUUGGUUCCAUGAUACCGUUCGCCUUGGCGGUGUUGUCUUCGGCAGUGACCUUAUUGCGGAGCGGAUAGAAGAGAUGUUAACGCUUUUACAACAGAGUGGGAUUAGUGCGGAGCAGAUGGCUGUUGCGCAUGAGCUGCGCGCUAGGAUAAACAACAUUUUGAGGUAGUUAGUCUGCAACUUUGGGGGUUUGGGCGAGAUAGGUCAGGUU